Molecule: messenger RNA, 9335 nt
Organism: Pezoporus occidentalis (night parrot)
Lineage: Eukaryota; Metazoa; Chordata; Aves; Psittaciformes; Psittacidae
Gene: FLNC
Product: filamin C
Exons: 47
Coding region: 1234-9285 (2683 amino acids)
Biological process (GO): actin cytoskeleton organization
Molecular function (GO): actin filament binding
Source: RefSeq, a predicted model, not a curated record
CACGGACCCUGCUCCGACCGGGAACGCACCGGGAACCGACCGGACCUCGCUCUUGCUGCGGCCGGGAUCCCACUGAGCCCCGCUCCGGCUGCGAACCGACCGCGAACAGAGCGGGAUCAGACCGGACCCUGCUCCCACUGGGAACCAGCUCCGCUACCGGGAACUCGCGCCGGGAUUGCCCCAGGACAACCGCCCCCGGCACCGGGACUGAGCCGGGAACCGGGACCCGCCCGUGACACCCCCCCCCCCAACCGGGACACCGGGAUCGAGCCGGGACCCUCCCAGUCGGGAUAUCGGGAUUGAGACGGGACCUUCAUCGGGACGCCGGGAUUGAGGAGGGAGCCCCCCAGCUGGGAUACUGGGACUGGCCCAGGACUCCUUCAGGACACCGGGGGUGAUCCGGGACCCCUCUCCCGGCACUGGGACUGACUUGGGACCCCCCACAGGACACCGAUACAGAUCCAGGGCCCUCAUCCAGGAUACUGGCACUGAUCCGGGACCUCCACCUGGGACACCGGCACUGAUUUGGGACCCCCCCCCCCCCCCAAGGACACGGGUACUGACCCACGACCCUGAUACUGAUCCGGGAUCCCUCCUUCGGCUUCUCAUCCGGGACCCUCAUUUGGGCCACCAACUUGGAACCGCCACCCAGGACACUGACCCCCAACCCGGGACCCCAGUACUGAUCCAGGACCCCUAUUUGGGCCUCACACACAGGACACCGAAACCAACCCAGGACCCCCCACAGGACACAGGUACUAACCCAGGGCCCCAUUUGGUCCUCCCCGCAGACAUUGAUCCUCUCCUAGGACCCCCAUAAGGACCCCGAUACCCACCCAAUCCCCCCAUAAGGAUCCCAAUACCCACCCAGGAUCUCUAUAAGGAUCUUGAUACCCACCCAGGGCCCCCAUAAAGACCCUGAUACCCAUAAGGGUCCCCAUAAGGACCCUCAUACCCACCCAGUACCCCGCUAAGGACACUGAUACCAACCCAAAACUACUAUAAGGACCCCGAUACACAGCCAGGACCUCCAUAAGGACCCCAAUAUCAACCUAGAACCAUCACCCAGGACCUUGUUACCCAUACAGGACCCCCAUCACCCACCCAGGACCCUCUCCUGGGACACUGACCCUCCCUCAGCACCCCCAUAAGGACCCCAACACCCAACCCAAGCCUCCCCCAUUUGGGCCUCAGCACCACCCCAUCACCCCCAGGCCCCCCAUCGCCAGCAGCAUGAACUCCACACUGGAGGCUCAGCCGGGCGAGGAGCCCGAGGAGCUGCCGGCCACCGAGAAGGACCUGGCGGAGGAUGCGCCGUGGAAGAAGAUCCAGCAGAACACGUUCACGCGCUGGUGCAACGAGCACCUCAAGUGCGUGCACAAGCGCAUCGGGGACCUGCAGCGGGACCUGAGCGACGGGCUGCGCCUCAUCGCGCUGCUCGAGGUGCUCAGCCAGAAGAAGAUGGGCCGCAAGUACCACCCGCGCCCCAACUUCCGACAGAUGAAGCUGGAGAACGUCUCCGUGGCCCUCGAGUUCCUGGAGCGGGAGCACAUCAAGCUGGUGUCCAUCGACAGCAAAGCGAUCGUGGACGGGAACCUGAAGCUGAUCCUGGGGCUGGUGUGGACGCUGAUCCUGCACUACUCCAUCUCCAUGCCCAUGUGGGAGGACGAGGAGGAGGAGGAGGCGCGGCGGCAGACGCCGAAGCAGCGGCUGCUGGGCUGGAUCCAGCACAAGGUCCCGCAGUUGCCCAUCACCAACUUCCACCGGGACUGGCAGGACGGGAAGGCGCUGGGAGCGCUGGUGGACAACUGCGCGCCCGGCCUGUGCCCAGACUGGGAGAGCUGGGACCCGAACCAGCCGGUGCAGAACGCGCGCGAGGCCAUGCAGCAGGCGGACGAUUGGCUCGGGGUGCCCCAGGUGAUCGCCCCCGAGGAGAUCGUGGACCCCAACGUGGACGAGCACUCGGUCAUGACCUACCUGUCCCAGUUCCCCAAGGCCAAGCUCAAGCCCGGGGCGCCCCUCAGGCCACGGCAGCCCCAGCCCGCUCGUGCCCGUGCAUAUGGGCCCGGCAUCGAGCCGCAGGGGAACGUGGUGCUGCAGCCGGCGCACUUCACGGUGGAGACCCUGGACGCUGGUGUCGGUGAGGUCCUGGUCUACGUGGAGGACCCUGAAGGCCACACCGAGGAGGCCAAGGUGGUGCCCAACAACGACAAGAAGAGGACGUACAGCGUCACGUAUGUGCCCAAGGUGGCUGGGAUGCACAAGGUGACGGUGCUGUUCGCGGGGCAGAACAUCGACAGGAGCCCCUUUGGGGUCUCCGUGGCCAUGGCGUUGGGCGACGCGGGCAAGGUGACGGCACGCGGCCCCGGCCUGGAGCCCACCGGCAACGUGGCCAACAAACCCACCUACUUCGACAUCUACACCGCGGGUGCUGGCCCAGGGGAUGUCGGGGUGGUGAUCGUGGACCCCCAGGGCCGGCGGGACACGGUGGAGGUGAUGCUGGAGGACAAGGGGGACAACAUCUUCCGCUGCACGUACCGGCCCGUGCUGGAGGGCACUCACACCGUCUGCGUCACCUUCGCCGGCUCCAACAUCCCCAAGAGCCCCUUCAGCGUCCACGUGGCUGAAGCGUGCACCCCAUCCGCGUGCCGCGCCACGGGCCGGGGGCUGCAGCCCAAGGGGGUUCGGGUGCAGGAAGUGGCCGAUUUCAAGGUGCACACCAAGGGUGCCGGCACCGGGGACCUGCGCGUGGUCGUCAAGGGGCCCAAGGGCACGGAGGAGCCGGUGACGGUGCGGGACGUGGGUGACGGCGUCUACGAGUGCGAGUAUCGCCCCUUGGUGCCCGGCAAGUACCAGGUGGCCAUUACCUGGGGGGGCUACGCCAUCCCCCGCAGCCCAUUCGAGGUGCAGGUGUCCCCCGCGCCCGGGUGGCAGAAGGUGCGGGCCUGGGGGCCGGGACUGGAGGGCGGCACCGUGGGCGCCUCGGCUGACUUCGUGGUGGAGGCUGUGGGCACCGAAGUGGGGACCCUGGGGUUCUCCAUCGAGGGCCCGUCACAGGCGCGCAUCGAGUGUGACGACCGCGGGGACGGCUCCUGCGAUGUGCGGUACUGGCCCACGGAGCCCGGGGACUACGCCGUGCACGUGGUGUGCGACGACGAGGACAUCAAGGACAGCCCCUUCAUCGCGCACAUCCUGCCCGCCCCCAGGGACUCCUGGCCUGACAAGGUGAAGGCCUUUGGGCCGGGGCUGGAGCCCAGCGGCUGCAUCGUGGAGCGCCCGGCAGAGUUCACCAUCGACACCCGCGGCGCCGGCAAAGGGCCUCUCAAGCUCUAUGCACAGGACGCCGAGGGCUUCCCCAUCGACAUCAAGGUGAAGGACAACGGUGACGGCACCUACCACUGUGUGUACGUGCCCACCAAGGCCAUCAAGCACACCAUCAUCGUCACCUGGGGUGGCGUCAACACCCCCCGCAGCCCCUUCCGGGUGGCGGUGGGCGAGGGCAGCCACCCUGGGCGGGUGAAGGUCUAUGGGCCGGGUGUGGAGAAGACAGGGCUCAAGGCCAAUGAACCCACCUACUUCACUGUGGACUGCAGCGAGGCCGGGCAGGGCGAUGUGAGCAUCGGGAUCAAGUGUGCCCCAGGUGUGGUGGGGCCGGUGGAGGCCGACAUCGACUUCGACAUCAUCAAGAACGACAACGACACGUUCACGGUGAAGUACACGCCACCGGGCGCGGGGCUCUACACCAUCAUGGUGCUGUUUGCCAACCAGGAGAUCCCCAGCAGCCCCUUCCGCAUCAAGGUGGACCCAUCCCAUGACGCCUCCAAGGUCAAGGCUGAGGGGCCCGGGCUCAGCCGGACAGGCGUGGAGGUGGGGCAGCCGACGCACUUCACGGUGCAGACGCGGGGUGCAGGCAAAGCCCCCCUGGACGUGCACUUUGGGGGGCCGGGGCCGGGCCCUGCUGUCACCGACUUCGAGCUCAUCGACAACCACGACUACACCUACACUGUCAAGUACACGGCGCUGCAGCAGGGACCCCUGUCCGUGGCUGUCACCUAUGGGGGUGACCAGAUCCCGCGCAGCCCCUUCCCUGUCACUGUGGCCCCACCCCUGCAGCUCAGCAAGGUCAAGGUGCAGGGGCUCAACAGCAAGGCGUCCGUGGGGCAGGCGCAGCAGUUCUCGGUGCAGGCGCAGGGCGCAGGGGGCCAGGGCCGGGUGGAGGUGUCUGUGACCGGCCCCUCGGGCCGCCCCGUGCCCUGUAGGGUGGCCCCACCACCCCCCGGCGGCGCCCACCCGGUCACCUUCACCCCCUCCGAGGAGGGGCCCCACCGCGUCCACGUCACCUACGAUGGGCACCCGGUGCCCGGGAGCCCCUUCCCCGUGGAGGCACUGCUGCCCCCCGACCCACACAAGGUGAGCGCCUUUGGGCCGGGUCUCCAGGGCGGGCGCGUGAACACCCCGGCCCCAUUCACCAUCGACACCAAAGGUGCCGGCACCGGGGGCCUGGGGCUGACGGUGGAGGGUCCGUGCGAGGCCAAGAUCGAGUGCCAGGACAAUGGGGACGGCUCGUGUGCCGUGUCCUACCUGCCCACCGAGCCCGGCGACUACACCAUCAACAUCCUCUUCGCCGACCAGCACAUCCCGGGCAGCCCCUUCAAGGCCGUGGUCACACCGGUGUUCGACCCGGACAAGGUGACGGCCAGCGGCCCCGGGCUGGAGCACGGCAAGGCAGGCGAGGUGGCCACCUUCAUGGUGGACUGCUCCAAAGCCGGCGAGGCUGAGCUCACCAUUGAGAUCAUCUCAGAAGCGGGGGUGAAGGCGGAGGUGCUGAUCCAAAACAACCGCGACGGCACCUACACCAUCACCUACACCCCGGCCUGCGCCGGCGCCUACACCAUCACCAUCAAGUACGGGGGGCGCGCUGUGCCCAAGUUCCCAGUGCACGUCACCGUGGAUCCGGCUGUGGACACCAGCGGUGUCAAGGUCUAUGGGAAAGGAGUGGAACCACGAGGGGUGCUGCGUGAGGUGAGCACCGACUUCACGGUGGACGCACGGGCGCUCACCAAGACGGGGGGGCCCCAUGUCACCACGCGGGUGAUCAACCCCUCGGGCGCCAAGACUGACACCUUUGUCACCGACCUUGGCGACGGCACCUACCGCGUGGAGUACACCCCCUACGAGGAUGGUGUGCACCGUGUGGAGGUGAUGUACGAUGAGGUGCCGGUGCCCAAGAGCCCAUUCCGCGUGGCUGUGGCCGAGGGCUGUGACCCCACUCGUGUGAGGGCGCACGGGCCUGGCCUGGAGGGCGGCCUUGUGGGGAAAGCCAACCGCUUCACUGUGGAGACCAGGGGCGCGGGCACCGGAGGGCUGGGCCUGGCCAUCGAGGGUCCCUCCGAGGCCAAGAUGUCCUGCAAGGACAACAAGGACGGGAGCUGCAUGGUGGAGUACAUCCCCUUCACACCGGGCGACUACGAUGUCAACAUCACCUUCGGCGGCCACCCCAUCCCUGGGAGCCCAUUCCGGGUGCCGGUGAAGGACGUGGUGGACCCCAGCAAGGUGAAGUGCUCGGGGCCAGGUCUGGGCCCCACCGUGAGGGCGCGGGUGCCCCAGACCUUCACAGUGGACUGCAGUGCCGCGGGGCUGGCGCCGCUCGAGGUCACCCUGCUGGGACCCUCUGGUCUACCAGAGCCGGUUGAGGUCCGUGACAAUGGUGAUGGCACCCACAAAGUCAACUACACCCCGUCCACCGAUGGCCCCUACACCGUGACCAUCAAAUACGCUGACCAGGAGGUCCCGCGCAGCCCCUUCAAGCUGCAGGCAGUGCCGGGCCAUGACGCCAGCAAGGUGAGAGCCAGUGGCCCUGGGCUCAGCCCCACCGGUGUCCCUGCCAGCCUGCCCGUGGAGUUCACCAUCGACGCCCGCGACGCCGGCGAGGGGCUGCUCACUGUCCAGAUCCUGGACCCCGAGGGGCAGCCGACGGCGUCAUCGAUCCGGGACAAUGGGGACGGGACGUACGCGGUGUCCUACGUGCCAGCGCUGCCCGGGCGCUACACCAGCACCGUCAAGUACGGCGGUGACGAGAUCCCGCGCUCGCCCUUCCGUACCCACGCCGUGCCCGCGGGCGACGCCAGCAAGUGCCUCGUCACAGUGUCCAUUGGGGGCCAUGGCCUGGGCGCCUGCCUGGGCCCCACCAUCCAGAUCGGGGAGGAGACGGUGAUCACGGUGGACGCCAAAGCGGCCGGGCAGGGAAAGGUGACCUGCAAAGUGUCCACCCCCGACGGGGCUGAGCUGGACGUGGAUGUGGUGGAGAACCACGACGGCACCUUCGACAUCUACUACACAGCGCCCGAGCCCGGGAAAUACGUGAUCACCAUCCGCUUCGGGGGCGAGCACGUCCCCAACAGCCCCUUCCACGUCCUGGCCACAGAAGAGCCCCCAGCCACCACUGAGAACCUGCGGCCCUUCAACCUGGUCAUCCCCUUCACAGUGCAGAAGGGCGAGAUCACAGGGGAGGUGCGGAUGCCCUCGGGGAAGACGGCACGACCCAACAUCACUGACAACAAGGACGGGACGGUGACUGUGCGCUACGCUCCCACUGAGAAGGGUCUGCACGAGAUGGACAUCCGCUAUGAUGGCAACCACAUCCCUGGGAGUCCCCUCCAGUUCUAUGUGGAUGCCAUCAACCCCCGGCAUGUGAGCGCCUACGGGCCAGGGUUGAGCCAUGGGAUGGUCAACAAGCCUUGUACCUUCACCAUCGUCACCAAGGACGCUGGCGAGGGUGGGCUCUCUCUGGCAGUGGAAGGUCCAUCCAAGGCGGAGAUCACGUGCCAGGACAACAAGGACGGGACGUGCACCGUGUCCUACCUGCCCACUGCGCCCGGGGACUACAACAUCAUCGUGCGCUUCGAUGACAAACACAUCCCGGGCAGCCCCUUCACCGCCAAGAUCACUGGGGACGACUCCAUGCGGACGUCCCAGCUCAACGUGGGCACCUCCACGGAUGUGUCCCUGAAGAUCACAGAGACGGAUCUGAGCCUCCUGACGGCCAGCAUCAGAGCCCCAUCCGGCACCGAGGAGCCCUGCCUGCUCAAGAGGCUGCCCAACCGCCACAUCGGUAUCUCCUUCACACCCAAGGAGGUGGGUGAGCACGUGGUGAGCGUGAAGAAGAGUGGGCAGCACGUCACCAACAGCCCCUUCAAGAUCCUGGUGGGGCAGUCAGAGAUCGGGGACGCCAGCAGGGUGAAGGUGUGGGGCAAGGGGCUGGUGGAAGGGCACACCUUCGAGGUGGCUGAGUUCAUUGUGGACACACGCAGUGCUGGCUAUGGCGGGCUGGGCCUGUCCAUUGAGGGCCCCAGCAAGGUGGACAUCAACUGCGAAGACAUGGAGGAUGGGACCUGCAAGGUGACCUAUUGCCCCACUGAGCCCGGCAACUACAUCAUCAACAUCAAGUUCGCUGACAAGCAUGUCCCAGGGAGCCCCUUCACGGUGAAGGUGACGGGUGAGGGCCGCAUGAAGGAAAGCAUCACGCGCCGGCGGCAGGCGCCCUCCAUUGCCACCAUCGGCAGCACCUGCGACCUCAACCUCAAGAUCCCAGGGAGCUGGUUCCAGAUGGUGUCCGCGCAGGAGCGGCUCUCUCGCAGCUUCACGCGCAGCAGCCACACGUACACGCGCACGGAGCGCACCGAGAUCAGCAAGACCCGGGGCGGGGAGACCACGCGAGAGGUGCGCGUCGAGGAGUCCACGCGCGUCGGCGCCGACCCCUUCCCGUCGGCGUUCCCGAGCUUCCUGCCCCGUGACGGCCUCGGCCCCUUCGGCACCAUCGCCCGCAGCCAGGACGGCGAGGGCUCCCCACAGGAGCUGUGUGCGCACGUGCUGAGCCCCUCGGGGCAGCGCUUCGAGGCCGAGGUGGUGGCGGGCGCCGCCGGGGUGUACAGCGUGCGGUUCGUGCCGCAGGAGAUGGGCCCGCACACCGUGAGCGUCAAGUACCGCGGGCAGCACGUGCCCGGCAGCCCCUUCCAGUUCACCGUGGGGCCGCUGGGCGAGGGCGGCGCACACAAGGUGCGGGCGGGGGGCACCGGCCUCCAGCGUGGCGUCGCCGGAGUGCCAGCCGAGUUUAGCAUCUGGACACGGGAGGCAGGUGCCGGGGGCCUCUCCAUCGCCGUCGAAGGGCCCAGCAAGGCCGAGAUCUCCUUUGAGGACCGCAAGGACGGGUCCUGCGGCGUCUCCUACCUCGUGCAGGAGCCGGGUGACUACGAGGUCUCCAUCAAGUUCAAUGAGGAGCACAUCCCCGACAGCCCCUUUGUGGUGCCGGUGGCAUCGCCCUCGGACGAUGCCCGGCGCCUCACUGUCACCAGCCUGCAGGAGGAGGUGACGGUGAACCAGCCCGCGUCCUUCGCGGUGCAGCUCAAUGGGGCGCGUGGGGUCAUCGACGCCAAAGUGCACACCCCGGGGGGCACGGUGCAGGAGUGCUGCGUGUGCGAGCUGGACAGCGACAAGUACUCGAUCGGGUUCCUGCCACGUGAGAACGGGGUGCACUCCAUUGACCUGCGCUUCAAUGGGCGCCAUGUACCCGGGAGCCCCUUCAACAUCCGCGUCGGGGAGCAGGGCCAGGCCGGGGACCCCGGCCUCGUCACCGCCUAUGGGCCCGGCCUCGAGGGCGGCGUCACAGGGGUGUGCUCCGAGUUCCUGGUGCAAACGGCCAACGCGGGCCCUGGGGCUCUGUCCGUCACCAUCGACGGCCCCUCCAAGGUGAAGCUGGACUGCGUGGAGUGCGCCGAGGGGCACCGCGUCACCUACACCCCCAUGGCCCCCGGCAACUACCUCAUCUCCAUCAAGUACGGCGGCCCCCACCACAUCGUGGGCAGCCCCUUCAAGGCCAAGGUCACCGGCCCGCGCCUCUCGGGGGGUCACAGCCUGCACGAGACCUCCACGGUGCUGGUGGAGACGGUGACGCGGGGGGGGGCAGCGCGGGCCCCCCCCGCCUUCGGGGCGCUCCCCAAGUUCUCGUCGGACGCGGGCAAGGUGGUGGCGCGGGGACCGGGGCUGGCGACCGCCUUCCUGGGCCAGAAGAACCACUUCACCGUGGACUGCAGCAAGGCCGGUACCAACAUGCUGAUGGUGGGGGUGCAUGGCCCCAAGACCCCCUGCGAGGAGGUGUACGUCAAGCACGUGGGCAACCGGGUCUACAAUGUGACCUACACGGUGAAGGAGAAGGGGGACUACGUCCUGAUCCUGCGCUGGGGAGAGGACAAUGUCCCUGGCAGCCCCUACCGCGUCACUGUGCCCUGACCCCUGGCACCUAGCGCUGUGUGGGGCACCAAUAAAGCACUGGGAGAGUC